GAGGAUACUGACGGGGCGCAGAACCUCGAGUAUGAGGUCACUUUGGUUACAGCAACAGCCUCUCGGACAGCAUGAACUACCUGACAGUGCCCACCGCGCACGUGCUCCGCUCUCGUCAUGACACUGACACGCAGAGUGAGCCGUGUGCCUCGCUGGAACCUGUUCUUCCGUGCGAGAACACUGACGAGAAGACCGUGACCGGGGGCCUGGCCAGCGCCACCAACCUGGGCUCCCUUAUGAACCUGUGGCCUGGCAACUGGGAGUACCAAGACGAUAGGGAGACUGACGACGGAAGGCCCUUCCCUUCGGGGUCGCCGCCGCCAGACCCGAGACCGCAGGCAGCCCCGGAAUAUCUCCUGUACGAGGAAUCAUUUCAAGAGAUGUAUGGGCGGUACUCGGCCAAUUUGGCAGAGUACGCGCGCCAGGAAGCCCGACGACUCCGUGAUGACGACCACCACAAGGACGAGGUCCUCUUCUCUAAAGAACUCCAGCCUUACAGAGGAAGAGUCGCCAGAACCUGCAUAUCCUUCAUCAGACCAAUUUGGGACCACACAUUUGCCCGCUUGGGUGAGGACUGGGUGUUCCUCUUCAUCCUAGGCACACUCAUGGCAACCAUCUCCUUUCUUAUUGAUGACAUCGUCCUUAUAUGUUUUGGAGGUCGAAUGUACUUGCAAGAAAAUCUAGGCAAAAUCCACUGGGCUCUACAACUAUUUACCUGGGUUGUCAUUCCUACGCUAUUGGUGAUAUUUUCUGCUGCAUUCUGUCAGUGGAUGGCACCUUCUGCUGCUGGCUCUGGUAUUCCAGAGAUGAAAACUAUCCUCAGGGGUGUAGUGCUUAAAGAAUAUCUUACGUGGAAAACUCUACUAGCCAAGAUAGUAGGUUUGGCUGCCGUUCUAGGGUCUGGUCUGCCUCUUGGUAAAGAAGGACCGGUGAUGCACAUGGCAAGUAUAAUUGCUACAAUGCUCACAAAGAUGCUAAGAUAUAUUAAAGGAACUGUGGAGAAUGAUGCACGCUCUACUGACCUUCUCGCUGCUGCUUGCACUAUGGGUGUAGCCGUUUCCUACGCAGCUCCCAUUGGAGGUGUUCUCUUCAGCAUAGAAGUAACAACUGUAUACUUUGCUGUACGUAAUUACUGGCGUGGUUUCUUCGCUGCGGUAGUAGGAGCCAUGUUUUAUCGUCUGAUGUCCGUGUGGUUCAUGGGUGCUCAGACCAUCUUCCCGCUGUACAAAGUGGAACUUAACUACGCGUACCCGUAUGAUGUCAUUGAGCUCCUGCCCUUCCUCUGUAUUGGCAUUCUCUGUGGCUUUGCGGGAUCACUCUUUGUUUACCUCCACCGAAGAUAUGUGAUGUUCAUGCGCCACAAUAAGACACUCAAGAAUUUCUUGCAGAAAAAACGUCUGCUGUAUCCAACAUUUGUUUCUAUUGCAAUAUCCAUCAUGACUUUCCCCAUGUGCCUGGGUCAGUUCAUGGCAGCCACUAUUCCCUCAAGUAAACAGAUCCUGCACCUUUUCAGCAAUGUAACUUGGACAGUUACAAAUCCUGAAGGAAUCAUGUCAUCUGAGCAGGAGAGCAUCCUCAAGUAUUGGGUGCCUAAUGUUGAAGGGAGCUUCCAUCUCAGCCUUUUUGUCUUCCAGAUUGUAUCUGUAUUUCAAAUAGCUGUUGCUUCAACCUUACCUGUGCCUUCUGGUAUGCUGAUUCCACUAUUUAAAGUUGGAGCAGCAUUUGGUCGUCAAAUUGGAGAACUCAUGGCUUCGCUCUACCCAUUGGGCAUUAAACCAGGUUUUCCCAUUGUGCCAGGUGCGUAUGCUAUGGUGGGCGCAGCAUCCUUUUGUGCAGCGAUCACUCACACCAUUUCUAUUUCUGUGAUUGUCUUCGAACUCACUGGACAGAUCACCUACGUGAUACCCAUUAUGAUUGGAGUUUUGAUUUCAAAUUGCAUAUCAUCACUACUUCAACCUUCCAUCUAUGACAGUAUGAUUCGCAUUAAGAAAUUGCCAUAUCUUCCAGAUAUAGUUGCCACAACAUCAUCGGAUGUGUAUAACAUCUAUGUGGAGGACAUCAUGGUGCGAGAUGUGAAGUACAUCUGGUAUGGCAUCACGUACACAGAACUCAAGAGAAUUCUUAAAGAAAAUCGCAAGCUCAAGUAUCUACCAUUGGUUGACAAGCAUGAUUCGAUGAUUCUUCUGGGUUCUAUUCAGAGGAUUGAAUUGGUACGCAUUCUAGUAGAACAAAUUUCCUCUGAAAAGCGACGAAAGGAAGCUACACGCAGACACUUGGAGGCUUUGAAACUCAAAUGGGAAGAGGAGGAUGCUGCAGGAGGUCCCAAGGAAAGUCGCAUCCGCUAUGAAGACGAGGUUAACGAUGGUGAUGGUGAUGACGAGCCAGGAACUGCCCAGAGCAUCAUCCAUAGGUUCUCUAGGUCACUGAGUCGCUCACUUUCUCGAUCCAGAUCCACUUCCAGGUCUCGAUCCAGGUCAAGAAGUCGACAUGGAACUCCGUCAAGUGACAGCGACGAUUCGUCCACCUCCCCACCCGGAUCACCUGCAUCCACACGCUCUAAGCGCGACUCUGACGGGGUGACACCUCCUGGUUCCCCUGCAGCGAACAGUCUUAAAGAAUUUACCACCUCCAAGUCUCCUUUGGCUCGCAAGCCUUCCAGGUUCUCUGUGAGGAAGGUUGAGAAUGGCAGUAUCAAAACUGGUGAAGAUGGGAAAGAGAGUAGCGACACUAAAGACAAGAGCUCCAAGAAGAAAGCUGGUAAAUCGCGAAGCUCAUCAAGGUCCAAGAAAGGCUCUGCACCUGAAAAAGAUUCUGUAACUCGACUCAAAAGAAGAGCUACUUUACAGAGAUCUAACUCUCUUGAUUCUACUGCAUUUAGAUCAAUAAGUCAAGAGGAUAUCAGAGACUCUAAAAAGGCUACAGAUAUACUAUCGCCCAAGAAAGGGAUCUUGAAGCGUCGCAACUCAUUCAGUUUGGGCAUGGCAACUUCUUCAGAUGUUGCUACACCUGAAACACAUUACCAAACCAUCACUGUUGGAGACACCAGACUUCGCUCCGCUUUUGAGAAAGUACGACGAAUGAGGAUGGAGACUGCAAGCUCCAUGGAAUUAAAACUAUCUCAACUUUCUUUGUUCAAGUCCAAGAAGAAGGAUCAGAAUGCUAAAAAGCCGCAGCUGGAUUUGUCAGAUGAGGAUCGGACGGUAUGGGAGAUGAUGGAACUAGCGAAGGAGGUGGACUUUAGUAAAUGCCACAUAGACCCUGCUCCAUUCCAAUUGGUUGAAAGAACAUCGCUCUUGCGUGUCCACUCGAUGUUUUCUAUGCUGGGGAUCAACCAUGCAUAUGUCACUGCUAUUGGAAGACUCAUAGGAGUUUUGGCUUUAAAGGAGGUUCGAAUGGCAAUUGAUGGACAAUAUGUUGGCCAGCCCCAGAGUACAACCCCACAAGUCAGUUUGCCCAACACGCCCACAUCCCCGAUGCGAUCUGCAAUUGGGCCAAGCACGUCGCCUCAGAGACUAGGAACCCUUAGUGCUGUACAGUUUUCUGACCCUGAAGCAGGAACCAUUUCCAAUAGAGGUUCUAGAGCUCAGCUGAUUAAUUAUCCAAAUGGACACUCGUACAGCUGAGAAAGCAAGAAUUUAGUGCAUUCAGUGAAUUUUUAAUAAUUUUUAAAUAACCCCUGUGAUCUGUGAUCUUACCUGUGGACAGUGGUUGUUUUUAUACCAGUUGAUAUCUUAUACAGUUAGUAUCUGAUAGUUAUUCCUUUGAAGGUAGGUAUCAAAAGAUAUUGUUGAAUAUGUAUAUUGUAAUUUUACCAAAGUUGAGGACAUUCCAGUAUUAUAUUGAAUUGAUUCUCAAAAUGAGAAUUUGACAGUAUCCCAUUAUACAGUGCAUGUCUAGGGUAUUUUAUUUUUUUAUUAUUAAAGAAUUUUAAUUUUUUUUUUUUUUACGUCUAAUUUUAAACCAGUCAUCUUCCACCUACCAAACACUCACCCCCAGAUCUCAAAACAAAUAAAAUAUAAAAAAAUAUGUAAAAAAAAAAUGCAGUUACUGUGUAAUAUUUACCAUGUUACGAUGAGCACAUGAUACUUGCUGGGUGUAUGUAGGAUAGUUUCAAGAAAUAGUUUAGUUUUUACCAAGCAGUAAUGCAAAUUCCUCUGCCCCAGACAUGUGCCUCUUACACCCAUUUAUGCAACCUUGCUAGGUAUUUUUGUGCUGCAAGUACUUGCCUAUUGUUACAAUUUUGUAUACAUAGCUUUUAUACUCUUUACAUAUCAUUUUAAUUGGUAUGUUAAACUAAAGUUAUUGUCUUAGUUUUCCCUGUGAAAAAUAAUGUAUAGCCAUCAAGAUUAUAUUUAUAAACUUGGAAAAAAAAAAUGAAUAGCCUUCUAACUUUUACAAUCACGUACAGUACUUGAAACCUGUAACUAAUUGAUUAUUGGUGAAAUUUCAUAUGGAAGUCAAACUGCAUUUUUUUAGGCUAUUGGUGGAGGAAAGCUUUCUGUGAUAAAGACUAUCAGAGCAUUCAGUAUGCAAUAUUUCUGUGACGUAGAAGUGGUAGACCAAUAGUGGUACCAAUAUUUUAUUUGCUACUCUUAAUUGUCAAGCAAUUGCAAUAAUUUAUUUAUAGCCUUGUAAUGUGCUAUUACUAACAAAAUUGCUAGUUUACAAUAUUUUCUUUGAACAGUAUUUUGAUAUGGUAAAUUUUAUGAAUUUUAGUGACAGCCAUUCGCACAAAUAUAUUUUAAUUGUUUAGCCAUAAGGUGAUGUAGUACAGUAUUGCAUUUUAUGUUCAUCUAUUCAUGUGUAAAUUAUAUUCCUCAGUGCAGAGUGACAUGUAAUUUUUUGUUCUACAAUGAGACUAAGCUCAGUGUAUUGAAGUGUGUAUGUAUUUAUAUAUAUACAUGUACUGUAUGUUUAUACAGUAUAUAAAUAUAUAUAUAUAAAUACAGUAUACUGUAAAUGUAAAAUAAAAUCUAUUAUUUCUAACUACAUGUGAAUCUCAAGUUUGUUAUUACAUGUGUAUUGUAUUAAAGAGCAUUUGAUUUUCC
Messenger RNA from Procambarus clarkii (red swamp crayfish), 5048 nucleotides. NCBI's taxonomy places the organism in Eukaryota, Metazoa, Arthropoda, Malacostraca, Decapoda, Cambaridae. The record is from RefSeq and is a predicted model, not a curated record.